GGUAGCUAACAUUAGCCGCCGAAGCUCUGCUGCUGGAAGAUGUCGGUGAAGAGGGGGAUUGGCGAUUCAGCGUUUUUAAAGAAGAAGAUUCCUCAGAACCCAAAAUAUCAGCAUGUAAAAACAAGGCUUGAUACAGGCUCCAGCCUGACAAAAUACAUGGAGAGACUAGAGGAGGCAAGAAAAAACUACAGAUAUAGGAAGGACGAGUUGUUUAAGAGACUGAAAGUGACCACAUUUGCACAGCUGGUAAUCCAAGUUGCUUCGGUAUCAGAUCAGAAUGACAACAUUAAAGAUGAAAUGGCGGGAUUAGAAGAUGAUGUUUCGAUAUUCUCUGCAUCACCGGGCCUCGACUGUCUCUCCGAUCAGACUAAUGGCUCCCCACAACCAAACCUUCCUCCUCCACAGACCAUCAACAUUGACGAAUCCGGCGACAAUGGCUUUUCUCCCAGAUCUACACUUCAAAGUGUCAUCAGUGGCGUGGGAGAAUUAGAUCUGGACAAGAACGGACAGAAGACCAUCCGGCUGUCUCCGGUUUCUACCUCCAACACCACAGAGUGUCCCUAUCCCGACUGCCCAUAUCUGUUGCUGGAUGUGCGGGACAGAGAGCUGUAUGACCAGUGCCAUAUUGUCAGUGCGUAUAGCUACCCUAUUGCAACCUUAUCAAGGACGAUGAACCCGUACACAAAAGAAGUGCUUGACUACAAAAAUGCAUCUGGAAAGAUCAUCAUCGUGUAUGACGAGGAUGAGAGGAUAGCAAGUCAAGCAGCCACUACCAUGUGUGAAAGAGGCUUCGAGAAUCUUUUCAUGCUGUCGGGGGGGUUAAAAGUGGUUGCUCAGAAGUUUCCAGAAGGAAUGACGACCGGCUCAGUUCCCAUCUCCUGUUUGCCAUCACCAACAGGCCCUGCAGGACGCAAGCGAUCAGCACAGCACCAGACAUCACAGUUGGCAGAGAAAAAGUGGCGGUUCACAGCAGAAGAUCUUGACAAAAUCCAGCAUUACCUUGAGGAGGUGUUCAUACCCAGUGAAACCAGCAGUCGCCUCAGCAGCAGAAUGUCCACUAGCAGCGCUCGCUCCAAAGCGUCUACAGUCGGUAGCAGUCGACAAGGUUCAUCCAUAGCAGGAUCAGAAAGUGCUCGUUCAAGAAGUAGUCGACCCUGGAAAUAACCCUCGCUUUCACCUGGUCACAGCUUCACUUCAAUGCAUAAAUAAAUCCAUGCUGUUUUACUUUA
Danio rerio (zebrafish) is the source of this 1229-nucleotide messenger RNA. It is a transcript of the gene cep41, whose product is annotated as centrosomal protein 41. Gene Ontology annotation, biological process: cilium assembly. Lineage: Eukaryota; Metazoa; Chordata; Actinopteri; Cypriniformes; Danionidae. The record is from RefSeq and is marked provisional. Gene Ontology annotation, cellular component: cilium; centrosome.